Beta vulgaris subsp. vulgaris (sugar beet) is the source of this 1133-nucleotide messenger RNA. Its product is annotated as calmodulin-like protein 30. Lineage: Eukaryota; Viridiplantae; Streptophyta; Magnoliopsida; Caryophyllales; Amaranthaceae. The transcript has a single exon. The coding region runs from base 406 to 963 and encodes 185 amino acids. The record is from RefSeq and is a predicted model, not a curated record. Gene Ontology annotation, molecular function: calcium ion binding.
GGUCAAGGAGAUUCUUCUGAUUUUUUUUCUCUAGUUGUAAAGAAUUCUUAUUAGAACCACCCAUAUAGGGAAUGGUAUAACUAGAGAAUUUCUGGUACAUCCAGAAGAUUAUAUUCUUUGCUUCAUCGCUCCUCUUUUUCUUUUUAGUUGACAACCUCUAAAACCUUCAACUGUCUCUUGUCCAGCACAUUGGAUGUGCUUUGUUUACCUGUAGCUUUCAAUUUCUUAAGGAAUCAAAGUAUGGAAUAUUAUCAUCUUGAGUACAUACUUUAGUAUUAUGAAUCAUUAUAUUUUAAUCUUAUCUACAGACUUUGGCAUCAUAAUAUGUGUACCUCUUCUUGAAUGUUUUCUGGUAUAAAUAGAAGUUUUUAGUCUCCAUCUCUUUCCCAUUCUUCCUAGGCCAAAAUGAUGUCUAGCAUGAGGUUCCUUGAUUUCCAGUAUAGCAAAAGCAAGUUCUCAACGAACCCAAAGCGUAUGUUUUCCUUCAGCAGCAAGCAGUACUCUAGCAUCUUGCCGAUCUUCCAGCCAAACGAGGAUGAAAUGAGGCGGGUGUUUGAAAGAUUUGACACAAACAAAGAUGGAAAGAUAUCACAAGAAGAAUACAAGGCGAUGCUCCGAGCUCUAGGGAAGGCUGAAAGCAUGGUGCGAGAAGUUAAUAAGAUAUUCCAGGUAGCUGAUUUGAACAAAGAUGGGUACAUCGACUUCAAAGAGUUCAUGGCGCUACAGAAAGACGGAGGUGGAGUGAGAGCUAUGGAAAUAAGGAAUGCGUUCCGAGUGUUUGAUUUGGAUGAAGAUGGGAAGAUAAGCGCAGAGGAAGUGCAUGAAAUGCUGAAAAAGCUUGGAGAGAGAUGCACGCUUGCGGAUUGUAGGAGCAUGGUGAAUGCAGCAGACGUGGAUGGGGAUGGGUUCAUAAGUAUGAGUGAGUUUAUGACCAUGAUGACUCGUAAUAUGACUCGUUAUUAGACAAAUUUCUAGGUGGCCUUCUUAACAGAUGCAUGUUACAUCCUGUUAUAAGGCUUUGAUAAUUGGUGCCUGACCAUCAUAUUGUGGAUGUAAAUUCAUUUAACUCUUUUAGAGAGUGUAUUGUGUGUAUUUGAAUUUUGUGUUUGUAUACCUAAAUUGAUAUUUGUGCC